AUGAUCUCCCCCGAGGUGAUGCAAGAAUUGCUGUCAGUGCUCCAAGUACUGCACUAUCUACCGGAGUCUACUCCAUCCGAAAAAGGGUGGACGGAGCACGAGAAACAUCUUUUCUGGGUUGCACUCGCCCAACACCCGCAAGGCCCCUGGACGACAAUCGCCGAAUAUAUCGGAACCAAGUCGGCUCGUCAAGUCAUGACCCACGGCCAGAAGCUGCGCCAGAAGCUCAAACGCUGGAAUGAGCGUCUACGAAACAACCCCACCACGAACAUGCUGAUGCACGGAGUAACCGUGUCUACAAGCGCCGGCCUAUCAGCUACUGCCCACGUUUCGGUCGAGGCCAUGGGACCAUCAACUGACACUCCGAUGAGUGGUGCAUCGCAGCCAUUCGGUGUGGAUGGGAAUGCAGAACUGAUGGUGGAUGACGUGAGCAUCGUUGGCACGGAUGAUCUCCGCUCCGGCGACUACAGCAUGGCGGGACCAAGCUGCAUGGUGGCGCCAGGAAUGGGCCUGCCAUCGCAGUAUUCAAGCAGCCUGCCUACGGAGCGACUCACCCGUCCGAACGUCUCUGAGGACACUACCCGUGUCGUACAGCUGAUGCUGUCAGAAACCUCUGAAGAAUUCAUAGUGACGGACUUCUCGGACGACCCAGAGAUACUACCUCAAGAUCUACUUGACGAUCUGCUCGAAAUCCUGUCAGAUGACGACCUGAACGAGUUAAGCCAACAUCAUUACCAACCGAACAUGCCCUGA
Molecule: messenger RNA, 753 nt
Organism: Phytophthora nicotianae INRA-310
Lineage: Eukaryota; Oomycota; Peronosporomycetes; Peronosporales; Peronosporaceae
Exons: 1
Coding region: 1-753 (250 amino acids)
Source: RefSeq, a predicted model, not a curated record